Molecule: messenger RNA, 255 nt
Organism: Aspergillus luchuensis
Lineage: Eukaryota; Fungi; Ascomycota; Eurotiomycetes; Eurotiales; Aspergillaceae
Exons: 1
Coding region: 1-255 (84 amino acids)
Source: RefSeq, a predicted model, not a curated record
AUGCUCCACCCAGUCAGAAGCCCUUCACAUGUUACAUCCCUAUUUGCAAACACCGCUUGGUUCAACAUUCUCUCAGCCCUGGAUCCCCUGCUACUCAACCCCAAAGAAGCAGAUGACUUUGUCGCCAUCAACGAGGGAACAAGCAGAGUCAAGAGCUUCUUCUAUGGCUUACGAACCGCCCUGAAACAGCAUCUUAAUUCCCGGAAAAUCAACACGCCCGAGGAAGCAAAGAACACGCCUCCUAUGCCGGGAUAA